AUGCGGCUGCAGCAGAGCUUCCCGGUGCCCUCGGUCCUCCUCCCGCUGCCGCUGCUGCUGCUGCUCUUCGGGCUCUGCAGCGGCACAAGUUUCCCAAGUAACAUCAACAUAGGGGGCCUUUUCCCCACCGGCUCCCAUGAGUAUGAAGUGUUUCGUUUUGCUCUGGCACAACACCAGGACGUCCCCAAGCUGGUGCCACAGGUGGACAUGGUGGACACGGGGAGCAGCUUCGCCAUGACCUACGCCUUCUGCUCCCAGUUCUCAAAGGGCGUGUACGCUAUCAUGGGUCUGUAUGACCGGCGGACGGUCAACAUGCUGAUGUCAUUCUGCGGCUCUCUGCACGUCUGCUUUGUCACGCCAUCCUUCCCUGUUCAGACCAACAACCAGUUCGUCCUGCAGCUUCGGCCCCAGUUACAGGAGCCCCUCAUGGCCCUGCUGGAGCACUUCUACUGGACCAAGUUCGUCUACAUGUACAGCUCUGACUCAGGUCUGACGGUGCUGCAGAGAAUCCUGGACACGGCGGCAGAGCGGACCUGGCAGGUGACCUCUGUGAACCUGGACACGCUGACAGAAGCGACCUUCAUCAAACUGCUGGCCGACCUCGACUUCAAGAAAGACUUUCAGAUCAUCCUGGACUGUGAGCUGGAGCGACUCAACUACAUCCUCAACCUGAUCGCCGCUCAGAAGAGGAACUUGAAGAACUACCACUACAUCCUGAAUAAUCUGGGCUUCAUGGACCUGAACAUGACAGAGUUUCAGAAGCUGGGGCCAAAUGUGACGGGCUUCCAGCUGGUGAACCAGUCUGAUCCAGCGGUGGAGAAGAUCAACCAGGACUGGCUCGACUUCGACAGCAAAGACCUCAAACUGGCCCGCAGGAGGCUGAGGUAUACAGGUGCUCUGACCUACGAUGGCGUCACCGUCAUGGCAACGGCUUUCCAGAACCUGCGGAAGCAGCGGAUUGACAUCUCUCGCCGUGGCAACGCGGGGGAGUGUCUGGCCAAUCCUCCAGCUCCGUGGGGUCAGGGCAUUGACAUACAGAGAGCACUGCAGCAGGUGCGUCUGGAGGGGCUGACGGGCCGGGUCCAGUUUGACGAGCGAGGACACCGGACCAACUACACCCUGUCCGUGAUGGAGCUGAGCCAUAAGGGGCCCAGGAAGAUCGGAUACUGGAACGAGAGGAGAGGCUACGUGAACACGGCGGUGUACCGGCCGCUGGUCGAGGAGUUCUACGGUCUGCAGAACAGAACGUACGUCGUCACCACCAUACUGGAAGCGCCCUACAUGAUGCUGAAGAAGAACCAUGAACAGUUUGUGGGGAACGACAAGUACGAAGGUUACUGCGCCGAGCUGGCCUCAGAGAUCGCCAAACACGUCGGCUUCUCCUACCGACUCGAGCUGGUCGGUGACGGGAAGUAUGGCGCCCGGGAUUUUGAGACGAAGAUGUGGAACGGGAUGGUGGGAGAGCUGGUGUACGGGAAAGCAGACGUGGCGGUGGCCCCGCUGACCAUUACCCUGGUCCGAGAGCAGGUCAUCGACUUCACCAAACCCUUCAUGUCUCUGGGAAUCUCCAUCAUGAUCAAGAAACCUACAAAGUCUAAACCGGGAGUCUUCUCCUUCCUCGACCCGCUGGCCUACGAGAUCUGGAUGUGCAUCGUGUUCGCCUACAUCGGAGUCAGCGUCGUGCUCUUUCUGGUGAGCCGUUUCAGUCCAUAUGAGUGGAAGGGAGAAGAGUCCGACGAUGAGGAUGAAACUCUGCCUUCAUCUUCCUCUCGGCGAGCUCUGCCCACUUCAUCUUCUGAGCGCACCCACUCUCCAGGUAUCUCUCAGAACCAGAACCAGAACCAACAGAAAGAAAAGGAGACUCCAGAGUACACCAAUGACUUUGGGAUCUUUAACUCUCUGUGGUUCUCUCUCGGGGCCUUCAUGCAGCAGGGCUGUGACAUCUCACCGAGGUCUCUCUCAGGACGAAUCGUUGGAGGAGUUUGGUGGUUUUUCACCCUCAUCAUCAUCUCCUCCUAUACAGCCAACCUGGCAGCUUUCCUCACCGUGGAGAGGAUGGUGUCGCCCAUAGAGAGCGCCGAGGACCUCGCCAAGCAGACGGAGAUCGCCUAUGGUACCUUGGAUGGAGGUUCUACCAAAGAGUUCUUCAGGCGGUCAAAGAUCGCUGUUUUCGAGAAGAUGUGGUCCUACAUGCGGAGCGCAGACCCCUCAGUGUUCGUCAAAAGCACCACAGACGGCGUGAGUAGAGUCAGGAAGUCAAAGGGGAAGUACGCCUACCUGCUGGAGUCGUCUAUGAACGAGUACAUCGAGCAGAGGAAGCCCUGCGACACCAUGAAAGUGGGCGGAAACCUGGACUCUAAAGGCUACGGAGUGGCCACGCCCAAAGGAUCACCUCUCAGAAACCCCGUUAACUUGGCGGUAUUAAAACUGAACGAGCAGGGCCUGUUGGACAAAUUGAAAAACAGAUGGUGGUAUGACAAGGGAGAAUGCGGCAUCGGGGGAGGGGACUCCAAGGACAAAACGAGCGCACUCAGUCUGAGCAACGUAGCCGGAGUGUUUUACAUCCUGAUCGGAGGUCUGGGGCUCGCUAUGCUGGUGGCGCUGGUCGAGUUCUGCUACAAGUCUCGCAUCGAGUCAAGACGGAUGAAGGAGCUAAUCGAUGCCGCCAUGGUUAGCGGAGGAACGGGAGCAGGAGGAGGCGUGGCGGCGGGAGGUUACGGAGUGGUCGGAGGUGGAGGAGCGUCGGGGCUCGGAGGCGAGAACGGCCGAGUGGUGGCUCACGACUUCCCCAAAGCUGGAGCUCAAGGUUUACCAUGCAUGAGCAAAACUACCGGCCUGGGACUGUCCUCCACGGGCAUGUGAUCAAAACGGAGACUCCUGAUUGGACGGAAAGCUCGCUUCUGUCUGCCCGUUGGUCUGAGAGUGACGGAAGAGGA
Messenger RNA from Cheilinus undulatus (humphead wrasse), 2936 nucleotides. Its product is annotated as glutamate receptor 1-like. Gene Ontology annotation, cellular component: dendritic spine; plasma membrane; AMPA glutamate receptor complex. The record is from RefSeq and is a predicted model, not a curated record. Gene Ontology annotation, biological process: modulation of chemical synaptic transmission; synaptic transmission, glutamatergic. The coding region runs from base 1 to 2862 and encodes 953 amino acids. NCBI's taxonomy places the organism in Eukaryota, Metazoa, Chordata, Actinopteri, Labriformes, Labridae. The transcript has 18 exons. Gene Ontology annotation, molecular function: AMPA glutamate receptor activity; transmitter-gated monoatomic ion channel activity involved in regulation of postsynaptic membrane potential.